CAUUAGCUGUCGGCCCAGCAGCCAGCAGGAGCCAUGGGCAACUGGGAGUCCCACCUGUACACAGUGCCUGCUCAUAAACUGGACGGGCUCAUCCGGGACUCGCUGAGGCCCUCUGAAGACUGUCAGAAGCACAUCGACAGCACCGUGAACACCCUCUGUGCCGCCCUGCAGGAAGCCGAGCCGCUCUCCCUGGAGAAAAGGGUCGCCAAAGGUGGCUCCUAUGGCCGGAAAACGGUCUUAAGAGGCAACUCCGAUGGUACGCUCGUCAUCUUCGUCAGUAACCUUGAAAAAUUCCAGGAUCAGACGAAAAGCCAACAGGAAAUCUUCAAGAAAAUCUGGGAGUGUCUGAGAGCCUGUCAGGUCACAGGCCUGGAAGCCAAGGUGCAGAUCCAGAGGCCCAACAGUGGGCUCACCAUCCAUGUGUCCUCAGGAUGGCAAAGCAUCACUUUUGAGGUGCUGCCUGCCUUCAAUGCGCUGGGCUUAAGUGAGAAUCCCAGCCCCUGGGCCUAUCGAGAACUCAAAAGAUCCUUGGAUAUGACAAACUCUCUGCCCGGUGACUUCUCAGUGUGCUUCACGGAGCUCCAGCAGAAGUUUUUUGACGACCGUCCCAGAAAGCUGAAGGAUUUGAUCCUCUUGGUAAAGCACUGGCAUCUGCAGUAUGUGAUAAAGCAGGACAAUUUCCCCCUGGUGCCCUCAUAUGCUUUGGAGCUGCUUACAGUCUACGCCUGGGAACAGGGGUGUGGAGCAGAAGACUUUGAUAUAGCUGAAGGCAUCAGAACAGUUUUGGGGCUAAUCAUGCAGCAGAAGAAGCUGUGUGUCUAUUGGACAAUCAACUAUAACUUUGAGGAUGAGACUGUCCGGAACAUUCUGCUGAGCCAGCUCCGAUCGCGGAGGCCAGUAAUCUUGGAUCCAACCGACCCAACCAAUAAUGUGAGCAAAGAUGAUGUGUACUGGCAACAGCUAAAAAAAGAAGCUGAAUGCUGGUUGUCUUCUUCCGGCCUGAACGAGUCACCUGGACCAUCUUGGAAUGUUCUGCCAGCCCCGCUCUUCACGACCCCAGGCCAUCUUCUAGACAGGUUCAUCAUGGACUUUCUCCAGCCCAGCAAAAUCUUCCUAGAUCAAAUCAAGAAAGCUGUUGACAUCAUCUGUACAUUCCUUAAAGAAAAAUGCUUUCAACAUUCAACGACAAAGGUUCUGAAGGUUGUCAAGGGAGGGUCGACCGCCAAAGGCACAGCUCUGAAGAGCGGCUCUGAUGCCGACAUCAUCGUGUUCCUUAACUCGUUUAAAAACUACGCCUCCCAAAAAACCGAGAGAUGCAACAUCAUCAAGGAAAUCCGCAAACAGCUGGAAGCCUGUCAGCAGGAGAAGGAGUUUGAAGUGAAAUUUGAGAUUUCAAAAUGGAAGGCUCCCAGGGUGCUGAGCUUCUCUCUGAAAUCCAAAGUCCUCAAUGAAAGUGUUGACUUCGAUGUGCUGCCUGCCUUUGAUGCGCUAGGUCAACUGAAUUCUGGCUCUGCGCCCAGCCCCAGGGUCUACGCUGAGCUCAUCCACCUGUAUAAAUCCUCAGACGCCGUAGGGGGAGAAUUUUCUACCUGUUUCACGGAGCUGCAGCGUAACUUCGUGGAAUCCCGGCCCACCAAAGUGAAGAGUUUAAUUCGCCUGGUGAAGCACUGGUACAAACAGUGUGAAAGGAAACUGAAGCAAAAGGGAUCUCUGCCCCCGAAGUACGCCUUGGAGCUCCUCACCAUCUACGCCUGGGAGCAGGGCAGCAGGGUGCCGAAUUUUGACACGGCCGAGGGUUUCCGGACGGUCCUGGAGUUGGUCACAAAGUAUCAGCAGCUCUGCAUCAUGUGGACGGUCAAUUACAACUUUGAGGAUGAGACCACGAGGAACUUCCUCCUGACCCAGAUGCAGAAAACCAGGCCCGUGAUCUUGGACCCAGCUGAACCCACCGGCGACGUGGGUGGAGGGGACCGGUGGUGUUGGCACCUUCUAGCAAAAGAAGCUACCGAAUGGUUGUCCGCUCUCUGCUUCAAAGACGGGAAUGGACAUCCUGUACAAUCGUGGAAAGUGCCAGUAAGAAUAAUCUAAAAGAAGUGUCGUCUGGAGAUUGCCCUGUGACAGGCUUAAGUCAAAGAGCUUCUCCUGCUGUAGCUUGAACUUGGGAUUUGUUCAGCCACAAAUAAUGAAAAACCCAAGUCACAAGCUUGCACAAUUGGUUUUUUCUGCUCAUUACAAGAAAUCCUAAGGCGGGCAAUCCAGCACUCGCACAACAGCUCCAUCCAGCUUUCUCUAUCCACCACAGCACUACCGGCAUUUGGGGCUGGAGAGUUCUUUGGGGGGGGGGGCUGUCCUGGGCAGGGUAGGAUGCUGAGCAGCAUCCCUGGCAUCUAGCAUCCCCACUAGAUGCCAGUAGCACCCCUGACCCAUGUGACAACCAAAACACUAUGUCCGGAUACUGCAAACUGUCCCCUGGGGACACACUCAUCCCCAGCUCUUUCUGGUUCCACUCUCUUUAGGUAUCAAUUUUAGUCCUCAUGGCAAUGAAAGUGGCUACUGCACCUCCAGGUGGUGGUUCUGGGUCCAGGCAGGAAGAACAAGAAGGGGGAGGAUACCUAUUAGAAGCCUCAUGCAGCAAAUUCUCUUACAUGUCAUUGCCCAGAACAGUCAUGUGGCUACCCAUAACUUGAAAGUGGCUCCAAAAAGGGGAGUGAAGACACCUGUGGAUGGGGGUUGAUCAGCCAACCAAGUGUCUGCCACACCUGUCCAAAGCUCUACCUCCCACCAAGAUACCUGCCACCAGGUAUACGUGGUUCUCCCGCCAGGUUCUUUCUCAAGGUUCUUUCAAAGUAGGUUUUCUCAGCCUCAGCAACUAUUGACAUUUUGGGCCACAUAAUUCUUUGUUUGGGGGGCUGUCCUGUGCAUUGCAGGAUAUCAAGCAGCAUCCCCAGUCCCUACCCACUAGAUGCCACCCAGUUUGACAAUUAAAGAUGUCUCAAGACAUUGCCUCUUGUCUUAUGGGGAGCAAAAUCGCCCCCCGGUGAGCACUCCUGCAUUAGAGGGACACCCCACUCCAACUCCGGGGUCAGCUUUAGUUACCAAGACGUUCACUGUCAACAAGCACCCAAAAAUUGUCCCUGGUAAUAGUUACCCUCUCAGAUACACUUCCUUCCCUUUUUUUUUUCUGACUCUUUUAACCAAUGGUUUUCACUGCUUAGGAUACGUAUUAUUCUUGCACAUGUAUUUUUCUUUCUAGACAGCUCAGACACCAGGAAGUUGUGCAGCUGGGAUGCAUCCUAUUACCAAUGAGAUGUUCUCACUCAGAAGUCGUAGAAUCCUGGCAUAAUAAUGCUAGGAGAAAUUUCUAGAGGUCACCUGGCAAUUGCUUUUAAAGAAUCAGUUCACUGUGUAAAAUAGUAACCAGAUCCAUUCUUCCAUUGACCGUCCGCACGACCCCUUCCCGUGUUUCUUCAACUCCUCUUAAAAUCAAGACCACCGAGUUCUUUUAAAGUCUAGCCUUACUGAACUCUCACUCCACGAGGGACCUGACUUAAUUGAAAAUAUUUGCUUUCCGGGCUGGCCUGGUGGCAUAGUGGUUGGGUUUGCACGCUCAGCUUCUGCCGCCCGGGGAUCACGGGUUUGGAUCCCGGGCACAGACCAGCGCACCGCUUGUCAAGCCAUGCUGUGGUGACGUCCCAUAUAAAGUGGAGGAAGAUGGGCAUGGAUGUUAGCCCAGGGCUGAUCUUCCUCAGCAAAAAGAGGAGGAUUGGCAAAGGAUGUUAGCUCAGGGCUAAUCUUCCUCACACACACACAAAAAAUUUUUGCUUCAUCUAGCUUUAUGGGCACCUUAUUUCUGUCAACCAUUCUGUAUUUUUCCAAUUAGCUACUUCCUUUUCCUUCAAGUCUUAGAAGCGCAAUCUCUCUAUUCCCAAAGUGAAGCCCUUUACCUGCCCCUUGGUUCCCAUAAUUCCACGAUCUUGCUCUCAAACUCCUCCACCUCGCCCACCUCCUGUCUCUUUCCCUCUGUACACAAAACCCUGUCUGCCCUUGCCCAACUGAAGGUCUCCUAAGCCAGAAGUGAGCCAACCUCUUCUUAGACCUGCAAAUUCUCUAAAGGCUUGGAUUAUAACUGUUGCCAUAUGUGUAUAUACAUAUAUAUAUCUCUCUAUGUAUCUAUAUAGAUAUUAGCCUGUUGUCUUUCCCUUCCGAGCCUACCUUUUUAGCCCUAUCCAUGAGUAUCUUCUUGCCAAAUCUAAAGGCUUUAUCCUCUGGCUUUAGCUUAAAAUAUACUUGAAGGUCUAAGUGUUUUAUCCUCAUAUAUCCACUUAACAUUUUGUUACCGCCACAUAUACCAACUGUCAUAAAAUCAAGAAUAUAUCUGGUCUUUGUCCCCAGUUCCUGGCACAAAGCUUCAAAAACCUUUGGAAUUUCCUGAUAGGAGGGUCCUUUGUAUUCAUAAUGAGCCCCUUCCAACCGUCCCUGAGUUUAUGCCAGUGAGGUGUGGGCCCUUAAAUUGUGUCAAGGGAGGAGUUGGCCAUGCCAGAAAUGCCAAGCAUGUGAUGAGAGGGUUGCAAAUUUCAGCCCCACUCCCCAACCUCGCAAGAGGAGAGGGAGCUGGAGAGGGAGUUCAAGCCCACGGCCAAUGAUUUAAUCAAUCGUGCCUUUGUAAUGAAACCCCAGUAAAAACCCUGGAAAACAAGGCUUGAGGGGCUUCCUGGUUGGCAAACAUAUCAAUGUAUGGCGAAGAUGGCACUUCCUGACUCCGAGGGGAUGGAAGCCCCUGCACUCAGAACGCUUCCAGACCUCGCCCCCUAUGUUUCUCUUCAUCUGGCUAUUUAUCUAUAGCUUUUGUAAUAAAACGGUGAUUGUAAGUAUA
Diceros bicornis minor is the source of this 4873-nucleotide messenger RNA. RefSeq names its product 2'-5'-oligoadenylate synthetase 2 (gene OAS2). Gene Ontology annotation, molecular function: 2'-5'-oligoadenylate synthetase activity; double-stranded RNA binding. Gene Ontology annotation, biological process: defense response to virus; negative regulation of viral genome replication; regulation of ribonuclease activity. The record is from RefSeq and is a predicted model, not a curated record. Bases 34 to 2088 code for a protein of 684 amino acids. The transcript is spliced from 10 exons. Lineage: Eukaryota; Metazoa; Chordata; Mammalia; Perissodactyla; Rhinocerotidae. Gene Ontology annotation, cellular component: cytosol; membrane; nucleoplasm.